Molecule: messenger RNA, 505 nt
Organism: Hydra vulgaris (swiftwater hydra)
Lineage: Eukaryota; Metazoa; Cnidaria; Hydrozoa; Anthoathecata; Hydridae
Source: RefSeq, a predicted model, not a curated record
UUUUAAAUCUUCUAAAAUUACUUUUUGGCCAAUUCUAAUGUCAUUUAGAGAUUACAAUCAUAUUGGUGUACUUCCUGUUGCUUUGCACUGCGGUGUUGAAAAGCCAAAUUUGAACGUUUAUCUUAAACAGCUGGUUGAUGAGUUGCAAACUUUGAGUGUUCCUUUUGAUUUGAAAGAACUACAAACGGUUAUUUCUGAUGUUGACUUUAUUUGCAAUACACCUGCACGUUCAUUUGCUCUUAUUAUUUUCAAUCACAAUGCAUACUACGGAUGUGGGUACUGUAAUAUCAAAGAUGAAUUAUAUUGUUUAUCUGUACUGUGACAGUGAAGUUCUAGAAUUAAAAAAUUGUGACAUAAUAAUGCCAGAGAAGCUAAAGAGUUGGUCUAUGGAUGAUUGGAGAUCUCGUGGUCAAACAUUAACGGAGGACGAUCUUCAAAUAAAGGCAAUACAUAAGGAUUGUGUAAAUUCGGCAUGCAUAUUACAGAUUAGUAUUUUAUACACCUG